UAAUUGCACUUUAAAAGUGAACGCUAAGGUUAAAUUCGAUGCUUCGCUUUAUUUGAUAAACCGCUAGACGAAGUUCACUUCGAAUCGUUGAACAAGUCACUGAAACAACGGUUAAUUCAGCAGAAAAUUGUCAAAUAUCAAUAAUGAAGUGGACCUUAUUCAUUUUUCUCAUUAUUUUGCUGCAAGUACAAACAUUUAAAUCGGAUUAUCAAAGAGGAAACUUCAGCCAACAUUUAUUGUCGAGCAUCAUCAAUGGAGUGCCGAGUUAUGAGCGGCGUUUCUACGUUCGAGUCCGGAGACUCGACAACUAUUAUACAUGCGGGGGUUCCAUAAUUGCACCUCAGUGGAUUUUAACUGCACUCAGUUGUCUCAGCAAAAUCAGACCUGAAGCCAUCAAAGUGGAAGUAUCUUUCUUCUCCCUGAAAGCCACGAUGAGCGCCCUGCAAUCACACGUGGUUGAAAAGGUCUACGUGCAUAAUGACGGCUUCCCCUCGGUCAAUUUAGCCCUCAUCAGACUAGCAGAUCCAAUUUCUGGACCUUAUCGAAUUCUGCCCUUUUGCAGACGAACCCAACCUCCCUUCACGUAUCUGGCCACUUGUGGCAUGGGAAUAAAUUCAACGUCCCACAGUAUAAUUCCAGAGGUUCUUCAGGAGAUGUACAUGACUGAAAGCCCUAUCAUGUACAUUGACACUAAAUCGCAACCAUGUCCAGCGAGUUCUAUAUGCACUCACUCUAUCAGAGAAGGCUCCAACAUAUGUCUUAUGGAUGAAGGAGGACCGCUCUAUGUACUUAGAUGUGACAAUAAAAUGCCUCAGUGUUUAUAUGGUGUGGCUGAUUACUUCAUAUCCGACCCGAACACUCCACCAUACAGCGUUUGCAACGGCGGAAGUUUUUUCACGCGCAUCACUCAUUAUCGUGCUUGGAUCGACAGAAUAGUGCAUGCAUUUCCUUAAAAAUACGACCAACCAAUUAUUCUUUUGAAAAACUUUUUAUUCGACACAAUCACAGUCUAAUCAAGUUUUUGCCCAAAAAUCAGCCCAAGGAGUGAAACUUAUAUACUUUUAAAUCAGAGGCAAAGCAGCUUUUUGCAAGAUUCUUUAUUUAGAUUUUAGAGAGCU
Molecule: messenger RNA, 1118 nt
Organism: Symsagittifera roscoffensis
Lineage: Eukaryota; Metazoa; Xenacoelomorpha; Acoela; Convolutidae
Product: transmembrane protease serine 3-like
Exons: 3
Coding region: 144-953 (269 amino acids)
Biological process (GO): proteolysis
Molecular function (GO): serine-type endopeptidase activity
Source: RefSeq, a predicted model, not a curated record